This is a messenger RNA of Mytilus trossulus (common blue mussel), 6296 nucleotides long. Its product is annotated as dynein axonemal assembly factor 9-like. The transcript has 40 exons. Lineage: Eukaryota; Metazoa; Mollusca; Bivalvia; Mytilida; Mytilidae. The record is from RefSeq and is a predicted model, not a curated record. The coding region runs from base 47 to 3628 and encodes 1193 amino acids.
GAAUGUUUUACAAUGGCGACUGAAAGUUGAGACUGAACGCAGUAAAAUGACCUCAAGAACUCGAAAGCGUCCAUCUUCUGCAAGACGCAACAUUCAGAUAGAAACAUUCUCUCCAUUUGUUAGUGGAGGAAGAUUGAGACUAGUACAGAGUCAACUACACAACAGGAGUACUGAUGAUGCUGAUGCUAUAUUAUGUAUAAGUGGCAUUGAUAGCAGAUACAAUGAAGGAACUACAGAGCUCUUCAAUUAUCUUCUCUUUGGAUUUUUUGAACUACGAAAGAAAGAACUGGAAAAGUCAGGAUUUGAAGAGGAGAUUAUAGAUGAUAUUAUUAUCCUGAUCAAGAGGAACGAAGUACAUGUGUACUGUAAUCCAAUCAACUACCAUUAUUUAUUGCCCUAUGUUAGUCACUGGAGAAAUAUCAGAUUUCACUGUAUGACAGAUACAGAGUAUGAAGAUGAAGAGGCCGCUGAGGAAUUUAAAAUUCAUUCUUUUGUUGCCAUGGUUACCAAUUGUAGGAAGAUUGGAAUUCCUUACAGUACCUCAGGCAGUGUACACAGCUUUGACAAGAUGGUUGUAGAAAAGUGGCCAAUCAUACAGGCAUAUGCUUUAGAUGAAUAUACAGGAGGUGGAUUCUUCACCAUGAAACAUGAAGUUGUUGAUGUUAGCUCUGCUGUUCAUAAAAUCUUCAAUGAAGUGGAUCCUACAUCACUUGAACUAUUGAUAACAGAGCAAUUAUCCAUGUUUGAGAGACAGUGGAAAACAAUGUUGAUAACCACAGAUAUGGAAAUGUUAAAUAAUUCCAGACAAAUUCAAGAGGAGAAAGUUUGUGAGGCUUUAAGGAGUUACUACAAACAUGGUAAAGUUGGAAGUGAAACUUCAGUAGAUAGACAAACCAGACCAUUUGUAUUGUUUGGGACCAACACAAAGAAAACUGUAAUGGAAUCAGUCAGAACAGGGGAGACAACUGUCAAUACACCAUUAAUGAAAGCAGGUGUUGAUGGUGAUAUACCUAAAUUGAUGGUAUGUCAUGGUGUUUGCCCUAAUGGACCAAUUACUUGUGGAAGAACCUACUUUUUUACGGGAUUCUCAGACCCAUUGUCAGACAAAUCAGGCUCCCCAUCUGAAGAUGAAGAGACAAGGAUGUUAGUACAGGUCUAUGGAAUUAUGAUUGAUGCUGUGAUACAGGCAAUACAAGUUUAUGUUAAAACUCUCAGUUCACAUUUAGCAAGAGCAGCUGCUGUAGAUAUGGUAUGUGAAGAAUGUCAGAAAUUAGGCAGUCCUAUGAUUCAGAAAUAUAUUCAGAGGAGGUCUAAUAUUAUAUUUACUUUAGAGGCUCAUGAUAAUUCUGGACAAUCAUGUCCCUUACCAGAUGGAGAGCAUGUGCUGAGAGUUAAGACAGCCAGUCUUAGUUUGACAGAUAUUCCUAGUUAUAGAAAUCCAGCUAAAAUAUUAGGUUCUUUAGUGUACUCUGAUGUGUUCAUAGACUCUGUCAUUCAGGUUCAAAAGGACGAUGGAACCAUUGCAAGAGAUUAUGAAGUAUUAAAUUUAACUGGACAAAUACCAAAAUAUCUAGCCUGGUCGGUAAGAGAUAAAGGCAAAGAUCAAGUAACCAUAUUAGAGGAAAAUUUGAAAAAUAUAAAGAAUGAUGUGUAUGGACCAGUCCUGAUUUCUGGAGAAUCUGUUCACAUUGGUAGUCAUAGAAACAUCUGUCAGCCACCAUUAGAAGCAAGUUUAUUUAUGUAUCAACAUAGGAUAGUAUUAUUUUGUCCACAAACUGGUGCAGUUCUAUUAGAUAACAGUAUUAUCAAAUCUCUACAGUUCUUUGAUGAUGACAAUUCCAGAUCAGUAGCCAUAUUAUUAAUAGAGAUCAAAAUUACCCAGAAGUCAACAUUACCUUCCUACUUAGUUUCCAAUGACAACUUGAUACUAGUUUCCUUCAAUCCAAAGUCUAAAGCAUAUAAACACAUGUAUUCUGUUGUAUUACCAGAAUGGAGGAAAGAAUCUGAUUUGCCAGAUGUCAUAAAGAUACAGGAACUACCAGACUGCUUUACUCAAAUACAUGACGUAUUACAGAAUAUCUACAGCAAUACAACAAAAACCGUGACAGGAUUUAGGAAGGCAACAGCAUCAUUACAGAAUAUUGACAGAUUUCUGUAUCAUUUCUCUGGUGGGAGUGUUGGGAAUGUGCCAUUUAAAGAGAAACAUUUGUCACUGGUAGUUAAGAGGGAGACUGAAUUAGCAGAGUCUACUGGAACAUUUGAAGUGCUAUCAUCAGAAACAGAUCAGAUCAUCAUUAACAUUAUAGCUGGCAUUGAUGGAAGCCAUAAAGAAAAUCUUUGUAAUACUCUAGUCAAAAUCACCAAAGAUAGAUUUAGUGUGACAGUUUUACAGCAAGAUUUAUCACAGGCCACGCCAUUCAUACCUCAGCAGCUUAACCAAUCACUGAAAAGUCUGUCAUUAACACAUAGAAACAGGUCAUCCAUGACGGAUCCAAAACAUAAAUCUAGAGUUCUCUUAGUAACACCAGGGGUAAGUCUGUCAUUAACACAUAGAAACAGGUCAUCCAUGACGGAUCCAAAACAUAAAUCUAGAGUUCUCUUAGUAACACCAGGGUCAAUGGAUGUUUAUGAUGUUAUUCUUGCCAUUAAGAAUCAUCCUGAUUUACAAGUCAGACAGAAACUUAGUAUUGGUGCUGUCACUGUGUGUAUAGAUCCAAUGCAUUCAUUCAUAUCUCAUAGAAUGACAUUUCCAGUGUUGUUAAAUCAAUGUGCUCAAGGUUGGGUCAACUCCAUCUUAUUUACCUCAUCAACAUCAAUAAAUAAUUCAGCAUUAGAUGACCUACAGAAAUUGAUCAGAUCUGUAAACUCAGAUGUAUCAUUCUUUUUAGCAGAUAAAGGGGAGAUAACAAGGAGUAUGGAUAUAGAUGCUGUGUUGUCAGAAACAGCCUUUAUGGAAAAGUCAAAGGUCAGAGCUCGACACCUGUUGUAUCCAGGAUGGUCUUUAGGACUUCAAAAGAACUAUCCACCAUCAGUAGUCCUACAAAAGUGUGUGCUGAAAUUUAAAAGACCCUUAGAAAGACAACUCCUUAUUAACAAAUUAAGAGAGUUAAAGUCCUCAUUAAAGCCAUAUCCCUUUGAAGGCAAUGUUUACUUUGUGGAUGGUCAGGUCCAGUUUGGUGAUUCUUCACAGACAACAGAAGUAAAGUAUGCUACAUUAACUGAUUCCCUAUCUAUUGUCUCUAAUGGACAAGUAGGGUUACAGAAUGGUGAUGGACAUCAUCAAUACUUCAUGUCAUUUACAGGAUGUCAUCUACAAGAGAAAGCCCUCAAAGACUGGCUUAGAGCAUGUGCUAAACAGAUUCCGCAGAAGAAAAAGUUGAUAGAGAAAAAAGAUUUAAAGAAGGAGGAAAUAAAGAAAAUUCAUUCCCAGCAUCAUUUAGAUCCAUUACCAGAGGGUUGGUUUUAUAAUGGUACACGGUUUGUCAGCUUUGAUGGAGAGAAACAGGAAAUUCAUCCUUGCUUGGAGGAUUUCAUACAGCAAUAUAUUAACAACAAAAACAAAGAAGUGGAGAAAUUCAAUGCUAAAGCUGACAUGGAGGCCAGAAUGUUUGUUGAUCUGUUUUCAUGACAACACUGCUAUAGAUAACCAUGUGACAGUUGCAUAAUAUAUGAUUUUUGGAUGGUGACAAUCACAUACCAAAGUCAGAACCAUUUACUAUCAAUUUUGUGAAAUCUUACAUUUGAUUUAAAUAUGAUAGCCGUAUGAUAUGAAGCUAUUUGCAGAAAAAUUAGCUUGAGAAUUUUGAUAAAAGUCACAAGUCUUACUAAAGUCUGUUGAAAUUUUAUAUACCUAAUAUAUUUUACAUUCCAGGGUAUUUAAAGGUAAUAGUUACAUGUAAUUGUUCUUAGAAAAAGUUAAAAAAGGAAUAAUUUGUUUGUUAACUCAAAGAAGGGUUGAAAUUUAAAUAUCAAAUUAGACUUUAACAAAACAUUCCGUCUAUAACUUAUUUGAUUCCGUCCAUUUAUACAUUAAUAAUCAUUUUACAUCCCGUCCCCCAGCAACUGAGCAGACAUAUUUGUCAUACUCCUUGUUUCUCUUAGCUUUAUCUACAGCCACCCCUCAUGUAGUAUAAAUUGAAUUAUAAACGAAUCUCGCAGAAAAACUGAAGUACAUGUACCUGAUGAUGUUCUUCAAUUUUUGCAUUAUUGUUUUUUUUCUAAAUAUUUUUUCAAACUUCCCCAUAUUAAAAAAAAUAAUACAAAAGAAAGGAUAAAAACAGCAGCUUAUGUUUAUAUGUAGUGUUUUCUAGACUGUUGUAUUACUUUUUUCACUUUUAUAUUUUGACCAUGGUGUUGCCCAUCUUUCUUUAACUUAUAAUAUAUGCUUGCUAAGAAAUAUCUUUUGACUCUUUUUCUGCCUUUAAGCUGAAAACUUAAUUUCAAUUAGACUUUUAAGGUAUAUUUAAAAUAUUAUGGUAGUGUUUUCCUAGUAUUGUAGUUCGAAUAUUUGAAUAUUGAAAAUGACAGGAUUCAAAUAAAUGUUACAAAAUCUGGUCUACUGACAGCUACUUUUGUCUUCAUUUUUUUUUUAAAUAAAAUAUUCAAGAGAUAAAUCUUGUCUCUUGACUUACAACACAAACGAUAUCACCAAUGUAAUUUUUUUCCACAUAGGUGUUCUUUUAUAGUUUUAAGAAAGGUCUCUCUAUAUGUAUAUGCAUAUUUUUGUUUGUAUUGCUUGUACUUCAUCUUUGUAGUAUUGUGCUUUUUUUCUUAUGUUUGUUAGGCUAUGUUUUGGAAGAUAUAACUUGUGUUGAUUAUUUACAUGCUAUAUUACUAAACUAGAAAGACAUCACACUUAGUCUACUGUGGUUUCCCUAUUUUUUGUUGGAUACCAAUUUUUGUGGAUUAAUUGGGUACAGGUAAACCACGAAAUUUAAUGUUCAAAGAAUGAAAAAUUGUCUAAAGGCUUGUGUGCAGACCUCAGCAAAGAAUUGUCUAAAGGCUUGUGUGCAGACCUCAGCAAAGAAUUGUCUAAAGGCUUGUGUGCAGACCUCAGCAAAGAAUUGUCUAAAGGCUUGUGUGCAGACCUCAGCAAAACCAUGAAAUCAAGUAUCCAAGAACAGGCAAGUUUUCCUUAAUCCCCCAAAAUUGGUACCAACCAAAAAAAUGAAUCCACAGUAUCUAGACACCAGGAAGAUAAAGAUGUUUUGAUGGGCAUUCAACCAAAUAGUUACAGGUAUAGACAAAACAUAUGUGUAUCCUUCAGUAUUGUUAAUAUUCAAAUUUUUAUUUUAUUACAUUUGUAUAAGUUAUCUAGAGUUUUUACAAGUGUGAAACAAAAUUAUUUAUAUAAAAUAUAAUGUAUAAUUCAAAUCACCAGUUGUGGUAAUAGGUUAAUAACUGACUAUGAUAGUUGGGGACAUAUAUGUCUUAUAAAUGUUUAGCACUUAUAAUUUCCAACUAUAAUGAAUAUGUGAAAAACUUAAAGACAGAAAUUUGCUACAUUAUUGAUGGGUUAUAUGUAUUGAAAAAAAUAUAUUUGGGUCAAAUGAGUAGUAAUCCCACAACCCAAUACAACCACAAAUAAACUUAUCAAAACUCAAGAUAGAAGAUCUCUGACUAAAAUCUUUUGUUUAGAGAAUUACUGUACUUUCAUUUCGAUACCAUUUCAUCUAAGGAACUAGAGCUGUUGGUAUUUUUUGUUAUUUAUUUUUAUGCAUGAUUACUUUAUAGCAAUUUCGUUUUCAUUAAACUUUAUUAAAAUAAAAGUCUGAGGAUUUGUAAAUUGCAGAUGAUGUUCUGUAAUAGCAAUAAUAAUUUUAAUUCCAAAAAGGACCAGAAAAAAUGAUACUAUGGACUCAUACUACAAGAUGAAAGAAAUGUUAUUUUUUAUUCCAAAAAUCUUAUUUGCUUAUUGAAUAUUGUAAUUAGUGCAGAAAUUGAUUAAAUUAUCACCUACAAAAACAAAGUAGUCCUGUUUAUAUUUUGAAAUAAGUAAGUAUCUAAGUAGUAUAGGGGUCCUGUCGGCCAAUUGGUCGUUGAUUGAUUUAGAAUUGUAUGCAUGAACAGAAUAGUGAAAUGUAACACUUUCUUUUGAAACAAGAAUGUUUAUAUGAUAAAGUGCUAUACACCAAAAGUAUUAAAACUUAACAAAGUGCUGUAUUUUUAUAAUAUUUAUUAUUUGCAGUUGAAAUUUAUUUGAGAUAUAUAGUAUGGAAUUUCUGUUGAAGAUUUAUUUACUGUUAAGAGUUACAUGUUGGUUAACUGCUUUCAUUAUUGUAUUAUUAUACACAUUU